CGAAAUAACAAUGACUCCCCAUAUGUUUUAUGACUCAUCAGUAUUUUUCUAACACUGAAUGCUGAGUACUUUAUUAUACGAUUUAUGAAAUUAAUGGUUUAGGUUUUGAAGACAACUCCAAGUAAGAUUACAUAGUGACAUCACAAUGCACCCAACCACCAACACACCCAAGCGAAGUCGUAACAAAUGGAGUCUCGACGUUAAUUUAAAGAAAGGUGAAUCGAGGUUGGAGCUCCCAGCACCACCGGGGUAUGCUAGAGAGCAACCAUCGAUAGGGAGUGACGACGCGGUUGCCAGCGACGACGGAGGAACGAAUCUGAUCGACAAAAAAUCGUGGGAAAUUGCGGUUGGUCCGAUCAAAGGAUUGCCGAUGAAUAUCUUCAUAAUGUACAUGGCCGGCAACACAAUUUCCAUAUUUCCCAUCAUGAUGGUAGGAAUGAUGUUCUUUAGACCGACCCAGGCUCUCAUGGGGAUUCGAACAACUAUGAGAAUGCUGGAAAACUCCAGCCAAUAUAUUUUCCAAACAUUCUUAUAUUUCCUUGGUAAUUGUUUGGCACUUGCGCUCGCUGUGUAUAAAUGCAACAGCAUGGGUUUGCUACCGACGCACGCAUCGGACUGGUUAGCGUUUGCUGCUCCUAUACAACAACUGGAGUAUGUAGCUGGGGGGUUUGCAUUGUAAAAACAACUAUCAGGGCACUGGACUUAUAAAACUAAGAGGUUUAGACAAUAAGACUUGUUUUCAAUAAGAAGGUUUGUAUAUUUCAAAGAAUUUUAAGGAUAAUUUGAUUAUAAUUGGGAAAUAUUGAAGUUGCUGCAAUCACUGAUUCCCUGCAAAACUGUUAAGGGCAAGAAUAUAAAUGUAACUAUUGAAAACUGUAAUAUUAUUGUCCACAAACGCAGUAAAUAAAACUCUAAAUUGAAAAUAUUUGAUUUAUUUCGAAAGUUCAAUAACAGAUUCCUCGCUAAAAACUUCUUUGCGACAACAACUAUUGAAAACUGUAAUAUUUUCCACAAAACGCAGUAAAUAACAAUCUGAAUUGAAAUUAUGUGAUUUAUUUUGAAACUUCAAUCAUAGAUUCCUCGCUUAAAAGUUUUUCGCGAACUUUUCCGACUUUCCUUCCUUCAUUAACUUCGUGUUCGUCAAUUGUUUGCCAGCGAUGCCAUGUUAUUACGUCAAUGUCUGGAAAAAUCUUGUGUUAGGCAAGAGAAGAUUGCAUAG
Molecule: messenger RNA, 1219 nt
Organism: Ciona intestinalis (vase tunicate)
Lineage: Eukaryota; Metazoa; Chordata; Ascidiacea; Phlebobranchia; Cionidae
Source: RefSeq, a predicted model, not a curated record